GUCGAGUGCUGCAGGACGCACGCCAGUAGCAUGACGGCCCAUACGCAAGGCUCUCGCCUCGACCGCCGUCUCUCGCUGCGCGCCCGCAACGACUUCCCCGACAACCGCGUGCGCACGUCCAAGUACACGCUCGCGUCGUUCCUUCCGCUCAACCUCCUCGAGCAGUUCCGGCGCGUCGCCAACGUCUACUUUCUCCUGAUCUCGCUCCUCCAGCUCUGCACGCCAUACUCGCCGACGAACCCGUAUGCGACGCUCGCGCCCUUCCUGCUCGUGCUGCUCGUGACCAUGGUCAAGGAAGGCGUCGAGGACAAGGCCCGGCACGAUGCCGACGCGCUCGUCAACACGAGUCGCACGCUGCGCCUCGGCGACGACGAUACGUUUGCACCAGUGCUCUGGCGCGACGUGCGUGUCGGCGACAUGCUCAUGGUACGCAUUAACGAGGUGUUUCCAGCGGAUCUAUUGCUCUUGGCGUCGAGCCACGACGACCGCGAAGCGUACAUUGACACGAGCAACCUCGACGGCGAGUCGACGGCCAAGGUCCGGCAUGUGCCGCACAUGAAUGCGAGUGUCUUGCAGGACGUCAAUGCGUAUGGGAAAGCGGUCAUGGCCGACGUGCGCUGCCACCCGCCGACGCCAGCCUUGUCUCGAUUCGACGGCGUCUUGCAGCUGCGUGCAAACGACGUGGCCGAAGAUAUCCCAUUCACGAGCCAUCAUGUGUGUCUCCGCGCGACGCGCUUGGUCAACACCGCCCACGUUGUCGGCGCCGUCCUCGCGACGGGCCAUGACACCAAGCUCAUGCAAAACCAUCGCACAAUGCUCCGGAAACGCAGCCACCUCGACGUCCUUGCCAACAAGUGUGUGCUCGUGGUGUUCCUCCUUCUCUUGCUCCUCAACACGAUCAGCGCGAUCAAAGGGUACUUUUGGCAGGCGAAUGCCAUGCCGCCGUAUUUGCACUUGGACGGACCACCGUCGGCGACGACCUUUGCGACGCUUUGGGUGACGUACCUUAUCCUGUACAACAACAUGGUACCGAUUUCGCUCUACAUUAGCCUUGAAAUCGUCAAGUGGUAUCAAGCCAAACACAUGGAGCAGGACGCGGCCAUGACGUGUCCACGGACGGGCCAAGGCCUGCUCGCACGCACGUCCAAUCUCAACGAAGACCUCGGGCGAGUGCACUAUAUCUUUACCGACAAGACGGGCACACUCACCAAGAACGAGAUGGUACUGCGGAAGCUCAGUGUCAGCGGCCAAAUCGUCGACUGCCAGGGUACCGGCAAGCGAGGCGGCGCGAUCGACCCGAACCGGCUCGUCGAACUCGCCUUGCUGCAGCGUCACCAGCAUGGCACGUUGAUUCGCGAGUUCUUUCGUUGCCUUUUGCUGUGCCACAGCGCUCGCAUUGGCAGCGACGGCACCGUGUCGGCCACGUCACCGGACGAAGUUGCGCUGCUCGCCGCCGCCAGCGACUUUGACUGCGCGUUUGACGGCGUUUCGAGCAACCGCAUCCAGAUCGUCCUCUUUGGACAGCAAGAAACCUACACGCUCCUUGCUUGCAACGCGUUUGAUAGUUUGCGCAAGUGCAUGUCGGUGCUCGUACAGCGCGACUCGACCGACGAGUAUUGGCUCUACUGCAAGGGCGCGGACAACGCGCUCCUCCACCCGAGCAACGCAACCCGGGCUCGCCAAGACGUCGAGACGCACAUUCGGUCGUUUGCAUGCCUCGGCCUCCGAACGCUUGUGUUUGGCCGACAGCAACUCGACGCAAAAGCAGCCAGGGCGUGGCUCGAUGCCUACGCCGUCGCCCAGGUGGCGGUUCAUGACCGCGAACACAGCUUGCACGUGCUUGCGACGACGAUCGAAGCGAGCGAGCGCAUGGAAAUCCUCGGCGGUUCGGGGGUCGAAGACAAACUACAGGACGGCGUCUACGCAGCCACAUCGCUACUGACCAAAGCCGGCAUUCGUGUGUGGAUGCUCACCGGCGACAAGGACGAGACUGCGGUUGCCCUUGCCCACGCCGCAGGUCUUCUUUCGACCAAGUCCCUUGUGCUGCCGCUCUGUGACGGCGCCGACCAAAUCGCCGUGCAUCGUAAACAGCUCAAGCGCGACGGCCUCUGGCACCCCGGCACUGUCAACCCCGCGCUGUCGGUGCUGCUGGGCGGUGCGUCACUCGACCAGCUCCUCACGGUGCACUGCCUCCAGCAACCCACACGCACCAACCAAAUUGCACCGCUCACGGCCCACGCCUCUCAACUCUUUGAGCUCCUAAGCCAGUGCCAGACCGUCGUCGCGUCCCGACUCUCGCCGCUCCAAAAAGCUAACCUUGUCCGCUUUGUAAAAGCCCACAGCCACGACGAGUGCAUCACGCUUGCGAUCGGCGACGGUGGCAACGACGUGUCCAUGAUCCAAGAAGCACAUGUUGGUGUCGGGAUCUUUGGCGUCGAAGGGUUGCAGGCGGUGCGGUCGGCGGACUUUGGCCUGGCCCAAUUUCGAUUCCUCAGCACGCUGCUGCUAUUGCAUGGCCGAUGGAACUGCCGCCGAAUCACGCUCCUCAUCUUGCUGACGUUCUACAAGAACACGCUGUUGGUGGCGACCUUUUUCCUCUACUCGUUUCUGACGGGGUUUUCCGGUCAAACGCCGUUCGACUCGUACUUGCUCGUGGGCUGGAACGUGCUCUACACGUGCCUCCCGCUGUUUGUGAUUGGGAUUCUCGACAAGGACCUCUGCGGCCCGACGCUGCAUCUGCACCCUCGCAUUUACCUCGACGAGCCAGAUUCGUCCACUCUGAAUCUCAAAACGCUCUUGCUCUGGAUGGUCUCGGCCGUGCUUGAGGCCCUUGCCAACGUCGUGUUCAUUUCGUGGUCGCUCGGGUAUUCUGGCGCGAGCUUGGCGCUUCUUGGCACCGUCUUGUACGCCUCGUCGGUGCUCAUCGUGCUCGUGAAAGCUGCUGCGUGCAUGCAGCGGCUGCAGCGGUGGCGACACUGGCACAUACUCUCGCUCGUGCUGAGCGCCGCCUGCCUCGUCUUGUUCAUUGCCGUCUACGAAGAGCUGUACGCGGUUGUCGGUACCACGAGCGCGCUGCGCGACUUCUACCACCUCUUUUACAAAGCCGAGACGGGCUUGGUCGCGCUCGCGCUGGUCCUUGCGUCGACGGGUAGCCUUGUGCUGCAAGCCGCAUGGUACAGCUUUCAGCGGCUGUACUGGUACUCGAACCGCGAUGUUCUCGCUGAAGUCGACGCGGGCCUCACGGUGGCUGCGUCGUCGCGGCCCCGGGCCACCGUCGGGUACAUCUCGAACGAAAAAAAGUCAUCGGCGUGCACCAAGCACCUCUCGACCGACUUCAAGGCGUGGGUUGACACGUUUCGAUCGCCCGAUAUGACGUCCGACUGCGACGUCCUCAUCUCGCAGCUCCGCGGGUGCCGGCUCCAAACCCAGCACAACGAAGUCGACGAAGACACGACAGCUGUCGUCGAUAACGUUGAUGUGACGCUCCACCCGUUCUCGCUGGCCUUUCUUGGCAAGCGCAGCGCCGUCCUCGAGGCCGAGUACGCGUCGGCGUUUCGGUCCCGCGAGGUCGUGCGCAUUCGGCGGGUCGUCGCGCUCGCCGCAUUUCUCUUCCUUCUCAACGUUCUCGUGCAGUACUUUGUCGGCAGUGCAACGAGCUUGUACGUUGGCUCGCGCAUCUUGCUGCUCCUCUGUGCGCUCGCCUACACGCGGUUUGCUUCGUCGCGAUGGUUCCUUGCCCACUAUGAUCUCUGCGUGAUCCUGCCCAUGGCCGGCACCGGGCUCUUCAUCUCGGCGACGAUUACCGACCAAGGCUACGUCUCGUCGACGCUCUUUCCCAUUGCGCUGUUUGCAGUGUUUCGCGUCCGGUUCACGUACGCGCUGUCGCUCGCGAUCGCGAAUUACCUGGUCUACGUCUUGUUUGCGAUCUCGCUGCCGUCAACGUCGGCCGCUGGUCUCGGGUAUUUCACCGGGUACAUUGGCCUUCUCAUGGCAUUUGCGGCCCACGGCUGCUGGCGGGUGCAGGUCGCCAUGCGCCAUGAUUUCCUGCAACACCGAUCGCUCGCCAUGGAAGAGAAACGUGCGCGCGCGAUCCUCGAGCACAUGCUGCCACGUCAUGUCAUGGCCAAACUGCAAAGUGGCGACCCAAUCAUCUCCGAGGCCGACGACGACGUGACCAUUCUAUUUUGUGACGUUGUCGACUUUACGCAGCUCAUGCAACGCUACUCACCAGCGCAGGUCGUCUCGCUCCUCGACCACCUCUACUCGCUGUUUGACGAGCUCUGCGCCAAGUACGGUGUUCAAAAGAUGGAGACAGUCGGCAAGACGUACAUGGCCUGCGCGGGGCUCCAGGAAGCGUCGGCGUCGUUUCCCGUCGCGCCUGCGAUCCGGGCCGCGUGCAUGGCGCGCGACAUGCUGCGCCUCCUCUCCACGUGCAAGACAGCAACAGGUCACAGCAUCAAGCUUCGCAUUGGUCUCCACUCGGGCCGCGUUCUGAGUGGUCUUGUUGGGCGCAAGAAGCAGCAAUUCUCGCUCUUUGGCGAUACCGUCAACACGGCGUCGCGCAUGCAGAGCACCGGGGCGCCGGGUCACAUCCAGCUCUCGAGUGCGACGCACCACAAGCUCCUCAAGGACUUUGCCUUUUCGUCACCGAGCCGCGUGCUCGUCAAAGGCAAGGGCGAAAUGGAGACGUUCCUCCUCGGGCCGCCGAUCAGCGACCGCGCCCGGUCGUGGGCCGAGCGGCCGGGCUCUGUCGCGUCACGCAGCCACGGCCUUCGGCGCCCCGAGCCGGUGUCGAGCAUCGAUGCCGGCAUUUACGAUGAAAUGGCCGCGGAAUUGCACCCGUUGUGGCUCUACUUUUACGAUUACGAGAUGGAGGCGACGUACGCCAAGGCCACCACCGGUAUGCGCGAAGAAGCCACGUCUCGCUGCCUCUAUGCGCUCGGCGUCUACCUCCUCUUCUCGAUCUUUCGAGACGCAUCCCAAGGCGCGCUCGUGGGUGUUUACGGUCGUCUCUGGCUUCUCUUGGCACCACGGAUGGUCGUCCUCAUGCUCUUUGCGCUGAGUUUGCUGUUUGUGCCGUUCAUGGCACAGCACGGCCUCGUGCCAACGUCGUGUCUCUGCCUUCUCGCGCUCGGGACGUUGCACGUCGUAGAGAUUGCUCAGCGCGUCGCCACUGCCGAUGCGUUUGCAUGGCUCGCCCUCGACGUGGUCUUUGUCAUGUUUGUCGUAAGCAGUGGCGGCGCGGUCCGGUACGCGUCGUCGAUCGGCUUCAACGCGCUCGCGUGGGGGGGUAUGGUGCCCAUCACGAUUGUCAUGGGACUCUCGUCCGACGGCGGCUACGACACGUUGAUCAACCCGGUGGUGCUCGUCUCGUUCACAGCGAUCGCCAACGUUGUCGUGUGCCGCGGCCUCGACUUCUUUACGCGCCGCAAGGUGUGGCUCGAGACGCAGACCAAUAUUCAAACGCGGACCGCGGACCGCCUCUUGUACCAGCGGUUGCCCGAAGAAGUCGUCCAGCGCAUGAAGCAAGGCGAGCUGGUUUGCGAUGAAUACCGCCUUGUGGGCAUUCUCUACUCGGACAUCAAGGGCUUCACGACACUCGCAGCGCGCACCGCCCCCGAAGACGUGAUCCAGCUCCUCGACUCGCUCUUUGCCGCCUUUGACGUGCUCACAGAAAAGCACGGCGUCUUCAAGCUCCAGACGAUCGGAGACGCCUACGUCAUUGUCUCGGGCUUGCCCUUUAUUGACAUGAGUUUGACUGAAGAGAGCUUGCCACCGAGUGCGACGCCGACGCCGCACCGGCGCAUGUCGGCGCGCAUGCAAGCCCACCGGGUCGCACAGCAGCUCGCAUCGCUGCGCCGGAACAACGUGCAUCUCAAGAAGCCGUGUCUGCACGUUCAUCAGCACAUUCGCAACCUCUUGCACAUGGCGUUCGACAUGCACAAGGAAGUCGCCAAGAUUCGCGAUCCCGUGACCAACGAGCCGCUGCAAAUGCGCAUUGGCGUGCAUCUUGGCAACCUCAUUGGCGGCGUCAUUGGCGACACCACGUUACGCUACGACAUGUGGGGCUUGGAUGCGAUGCUGGCCAACACGCUUGAAAGCAACGGAGUCCCCGGGGGCGUCGUCGUCAGCGACGCUGUCAAGCGCGUGAUCGACGAAGCCGGCGACGACUUUACCUGCGCCCACUACACCACGCUCGACGGCGGAAUCGAUGUCUACACGGUCGCUUGCCAAGAGGCAACAGAGGGCCGCGUGCGACGGCUGUCGUCGACAAGCCCCAAAAAGGGCAUGCUCACGUCGGGCGUCGGGUCACCGUCCAAGCUCCGGAAACGCUAGUCGCGCAGGGAUAUUGAGGAAAGAUUCAUUUGAUGUUGU
Messenger RNA from Saprolegnia diclina VS20, 6375 nucleotides. RefSeq lists its product as hypothetical. Gene Ontology annotation, cellular component: plasma membrane. Lineage: Eukaryota; Oomycota; Saprolegniomycetes; Saprolegniales; Saprolegniaceae. The transcript has 8 exons. Gene Ontology annotation, biological process: phospholipid translocation; intracellular signal transduction; cyclic nucleotide biosynthetic process. The record is from RefSeq and is a predicted model, not a curated record. Gene Ontology annotation, molecular function: ATP hydrolysis activity; ATPase-coupled intramembrane lipid carrier activity; ATP binding. Bases 31 to 6336 code for a protein of 2101 amino acids.